UUGGCGUAAAGUGCCUCGCAUAUUCUCCUUUCUCUUCCCCCCCAACAUGAACUCGGGUUCAGAGAAAUGUUAAUGGGGAAUGCGAGACAUUUAAAAAGGGCAAGUAUAGAUUAUAUUAUUUCUUAGUUUUUCUCUACACCGAAAUCGUAUUCAAUAAUGUCUAACUUAGUAUCCAAAAUCGAAAAUAUUUUAUUAAAUGGACCUUUAGAUGCAGUUUGUGGCGCGAAUGUAGUUUAUCUAGCAAUGAAUGGUAAUGACUUAGGUAAUUAUGAAGAUGUUAGAACUUUAGCGGAUAGCGCCGUGAAUUCUGCAUUAAUGAAAGUAACUGAUAUGGAACGGAGAAUGAAAAUCUUAGAGAUUCUAGCUGAGAUGACGAUUGCAUACAAAAGCAUUAAAGGUUUGAGAGCGAUAAAGGCACUAAAUACGGAUAAGGAAGCUAUACAAGAAAAAACGCGAGAAGAAAUAGAACAAAAUUAUAAUACGUUAAAGUCAAAGCUUAGUAACCCCAAGACCGAUUCGGAUACAUCUCUUUACGAUGCCCUAAAGAAAAAUUUAGUGAAUCAUAUCGAUCCUGGCAAUCUUUCAUGGCGAGAUCCUGAGGCGAAUAUGGUUUUAAGCGACAAGUCAGUUUUAGUAGAAAAAUUAGGACAGAGACAAAAACGUGUUUUCAUGGAGCCGUAUGAAAAUAUGAAAUGUACAUUGCCCGAAUCAGUUAUUUCUAAGUGUGAGCAGUUCGUGUGCAAUUUUAAUAAGCCGAAUAUUACAAAUAUGUCUAGAAAUAUUGUACACGAUAAGACCUGGAAAGAAAAUAUAUCUGCAUUGGAAAAAAGAGCCGAGCGUAUACUAAGUGUACUCGGGGAUAUUUGGAAUAAUCCAGCGUUCGAAAACAGCACAACUCGUAAAGAACAGAGCGAAGGGACUUACAUUACGGAUGUGGUAAUACCUUUGCUUCGAGCUAGUUUAGAAGACAUGCCAAAUGGAAAUAUUUGUUUAAGCACAGCAGAACGGCAGAGCUUAGCAAGCAAAUUUCGAAGGAACUCCGGCGAAGUAAGCAAAGAACGGAUGGGAAAAAAACCAGAUGCCAUGGCAUUAGUAAACUAUGGAGGUAGAAUCAAUGAACUUGUAUAUGCAGAGUGCUCCCGUAUCAUUUGUAACGAUACAAAAAAAUCUAAUGAUGAGGUGUUCAGGUUGCUGGAGAAGAUAUAUAUUUGAAUGUUUUAGUAAAUGAUGCGGGUGGUUUGUCUCGCUAUUUUCAUAUCGAUCACGCUGAAAUUCCUCUAACAGUAAAAUCACCACGACGGGUAAAACCGCUUUUACGCUUGUUAUUAACUUUGAGAAAUAUUAUGAUCGUGAAUAAGAGUCUACUAAUGCAGGCAUUAGAACAAGCAAUUUCAAAUCCACCUCGAAAUGUCAACCCAAGCCCUACAGUUUCCACGCCACCAUAUAAUAAUUAGGAUAUAGAAACAUCGGACUGUCCGUGCAUCAUGUAAUUUAGUGUGAUUUAGCAUAGAAAUUCCUAGCUUAUGUAUUUUAUUUUUCCUAUAUCAAUAAAGUGCCCUGGUGGCCUAUUAUUAUUUUA
Molecule: messenger RNA, 1579 nt
Organism: Rhizophagus irregularis DAOM 181602=DAOM 197198
Lineage: Eukaryota; Fungi; Glomeromycota; Glomeromycetes; Glomerales; Glomeraceae
Source: RefSeq, a predicted model, not a curated record